AGCUGACGAAGCGAAAGAGUCAGAUAAGCCCGAUCCAGUGACAUAGACAGUCAGGAUCAAAGUCUGUAGGUAGGACAGAAGGCUGUCACCUCAGUACCUUAACUCGUUCCCUUUAACCAGCACGAUAAAGAAGUUUGCAUACUGCCGCAUCACCGGUGCACUCUCUUUUUGCAUAUCCUGUCUCACUCACUUGCCUGUCUCUCUCACGGAAGGAGGGAGGGUGAACUAACCAGCUGUACACUUAUAUUAGCUACGAGGCCUGACUAAACGGUGCACCAUGUGGCUCACUGCCAGAGAAACUGAGAGAGGUGGUCACUGAGCUCGUGCAGUUGUUUGGUUUGGAGCUUAGGCUUCAUAUCAGGCGAACAAUUUGAAUGACAGCGAGCAGGGCGGACUCGGUUCCUCUUUAAUGCGCUCAUCAUAUAUAGCCUAACAACUAGGCCUACUUUUUCAGGGCUUUCUGUUCGGCGACAUUUCUCAUCUUUUCCCGUGAGCGUCAUUAAACUUGUUGCCAAUGAGCGCAAGUCGCAGCUUGUGUGAAGUUCAUCAUCAGCCCAUCACCAGAGAAGGCUACAACAGCAGCACAAGAAGAAGAAGAAGAAGAAGAAGUAGCGGACCAUUUGAGGGAUUGUAACACCGGGGGAAAGUUGGGAGGAAUAACAGUCUGUUUUUCGUAUAUUUCUUGUUAGUUUUCAGUUUUUAUUUCCCCCCGGAGUAAGCCAUGACUUCUGUGUGGAAGAGACUUCAACGAGUCGGUAAAAAGGCGUCCAAGUUUCAGUUCGUUGCGUCUUACCAGGAACUCGUGUUGGAGUGUACCAAGAAAUGGCAACCAGACAAGCUAAGGGUGGUGUGGACAAGGAGGAACAGACGCAUGUGCUCCAAGCUCCACAGCUGGCAGCCUGGAAUCAAAAACCCCUACAGAGGCAUGGUGGUGUGGCCUGUCCCCGAGAACAUCGACAUCUCUGUUACACUUUUCAAGGAGGUCAAUGCUGACGAGUUUGAGGACAAAGAGUGGACCUUUGUCAUUGAGGGUGUAAGUAUCUCUUCAAUACUUGUCUUAGGAUCUUUAGUGGUUC
Messenger RNA from Labrus bergylta (ballan wrasse), 1076 nucleotides. The record is from RefSeq and is a predicted model, not a curated record. Lineage: Eukaryota; Metazoa; Chordata; Actinopteri; Labriformes; Labridae.